Messenger RNA from Galeopterus variegatus (Sunda flying lemur), 1007 nucleotides. It is a transcript of the gene PSMB10, whose product is annotated as proteasome (prosome, macropain) subunit, beta type, 10. Lineage: Eukaryota; Metazoa; Chordata; Mammalia; Dermoptera; Cynocephalidae. The transcript has 8 exons. The record is from RefSeq and is a predicted model, not a curated record. Bases 119 to 940 code for a protein of 273 amino acids. Gene Ontology annotation, cellular component: proteasome core complex.
GAAACAGACGUGGAGACCAACAAAGGCCGAGGCUGAGGCCUUUCUCGCUCCCCGCUGGCCCCACUCGUCUGACCGACCCAUCGACCCCUGACCCCUAAUCCGCCCUGACUGUCCCGAGAUGCUGAAGCCAGCGCUGGAGCCCCGUGGAGGCUUCUCCUUCGAGAACUGCCAGAGAAACGCAUCCUUGGAACGCGUCCUCCCGGGGCUUCGAGUCCCUCAUGCACGCAAGACCGGGACCACCAUCGCGGGCCUUGUAUUCCGAGACGGGGUCAUCCUGGGCGCGGAUACGCGGGCCACUAACGAUUCGGUUGUGGCGGACAAGAGCUGCGAGAAGAUCCACUUCAUCGCCCCCAAAAUCUACUGCUGUGGGGCUGGAGUAGCCGCGGACGCCGAGAUGACCACGCGGAUGGUGGCGUCUAACAUGGAGCUACACACGCUGUCCACGGGCCGCGAGCCCCGCGUGGCCACUGUCACGCGCAUCCUGCGCCAAACGCUGUUCCGGUACCGGGGCCACGUGGGGGCGUCGCUGAUCGUGGGGGGCGUAGACGUGACCGGGCCGCAGCUCUACGGCGUGCACCCCCACGGCUCCUACAGCCGUCUGCCCUUCACGGCUCUGGGUUCCGGCCAGGACGCAGCCCUGGCGGUGCUGGAGGACCGGUUCCAGCCGAACAUGAUGCUGGAGGCUGCGCAGGAGCUGCUGGUAGAAGCGAUCACCGCAGGGAUCCUGGGUGACCUGGGCUCUGGGGGCAAUGUGGAUGCAUGUGUGAUCACCAGGACUGGCGCCAAGCUGCUGCGGACACUAAGUUCACCCACAGAGCCUGUGGAGAGGCCCGGCCACUACCGCUUUGUGCCUGGAACCACAGCUGUUCUGACCCAGGCAGUGAAACCACUGAAUCUGGAGCUACUGGAGGAAACUGUGCAGGCCAUGGAAGUGGAGUGAAGUGGGCUGAGGCUUAGAGAUAGGAACAAGGGGGAAUAAAUCCUGAAAAUAAAAACCCCUAAACAGA